Molecule: messenger RNA, 4467 nt
Organism: Fusarium vanettenii 77-13-4
Lineage: Eukaryota; Fungi; Ascomycota; Sordariomycetes; Hypocreales; Nectriaceae
Exons: 6
Coding region: 1-4467 (1488 amino acids)
Biological process (GO): transmembrane transport
Cellular component (GO): membrane
Molecular function (GO): ABC-type transporter activity; ATP hydrolysis activity; ATP binding
Source: RefSeq, a predicted model, not a curated record
AUGGCGGCUACACUUGUCACAUCCGACAGCCAAGUCGACGUUGCGCAAUCUUCCGCAAGCACGCGUCAGAACGGCGAGGAGUCAGCGGUCGACACCAACGGCGGAGACGAAGCCGACGACCCAGAGCAAGAACGAAGGAACAGCAUAGUCCAGUCUCUCGCGAGAGCCUAUACCUCUCAGAGUCACGCUUCCGGCGGGACAUACCCGCCUGGCAGCGUGUUUCUGGCACAGCAAGACCCCGACUCUCCUCUGAACCCUCAAAGCCCCAAGUUCAAGGCUAGAGCUUGGGCAAAGGAAAUCGUCAGGAUGAUGGCCGGCAACGGCUCUUCGUUCCGGACAAGUGGUAUCUGCUAUCAGAAUCUGAACGUCUUUGGAUUCGGCACCGGCAUGGACUACCAGAAGGACGUUGCCAACGUGUGGCUCGAGGUUGCUGGCCUCGCACGCAAGGUGUUUGGAUACGGCAAGAACCGCAUCGACAUCCUGCGUAACUUCGACGGCGUGCUCAACAAUGGAGAGAUGCUUGUCGUCUUGGGUCCUCCAGGAUCCGGUUGCAGCACCUUUCUCAAGGCCGUUUCCGGCGAGACGAACGGUAUCUACGUCGACGACCAGGCCUACCUGAACUACCAAGGCUUAGGUCCUAAGGAGAUGUUCACAGCACAUCGAGGCGAAGCAAUCUAUACAGCUGAAGUGGAUGUCCAUUUCCCCAUGCUGACGGUGGGUGAAACGCUCACCUUUGCCUCACGCGCUCGUCUACCGCGACAAUUGCCCGAAGGGGUGACAGCGUCAACCUAUACCGACCACCUGAGAGAUGUGGUGAUGGCCAUGUUUGGCAUUAGCCAUACAAAGGACACAAGAGUCGGAAAUGAGUACGUCAGGGGUGUAUCUGGCGGGGAGAGGAAGCGAGUCACCCUCUCCGAAGCUGCCCUUUCCGGUGCGCCAUUGCAAUGUUGGGACAACUCUACUCGAGGGUUGGACAGUGCAAACGCUAUUGAGUUCUGCAAGACUCUCCGGCUCCAGACAGAGCUGUUCCGCACUACCUGUGCCGUCUCUAUCUACCAGGCGCCCCAGGCUGCGUAUGAUCUCUUCGACAAGGUUGUCGUCAUCUACGAAGGCCGGCAGAUCUUUUUUGGCCCAAUAGACACGGCAAAACAGUACUUUAUCGAUUUGGGCUAUGAAUGCGCGACCCGCCAGACAACGCCCGACUUCCUCACUUCGAUAUCAAGUCCCAAGGAACGCAUCGUGCGACCCGGCUUUGAGAACAGGGCCCCUAGGACUCCGGACGAGUUCGCGACGGCGUGGAGGAUGAGUGACCACUACAAGGCGUUGCAGUCGGAAAUCGAGCACUACAAAACCGCACACCCCAUCGACGGGCCCGACGCAGAGGCCUUCCGUGCUCACAAGCAGGCUCAGCAGGCCCAUGGGCAGCGCGCCAAGUCUCCGUUCAUGCUGUCAUAUGGCCAGCAGGUCCGUCUCUGCCUUUUGCGCGCGUGGUGGCGUCUCGCCGGUGACCCGUCUGUCACCGUGGGGCAGCUCAUCGGCAACGUCAUCAUGGGAUUGAUUAUAGCUUCCGUCUUCUACGACCUAGAACCCACGACAGACAGCUUCUACCAGCGCGGUGCUCUCGUGUUCUUCGCCGUUCUCAUGAACGCAUUCAGCUCGGCCUUGGAGAUCCUGACCUUGUACUCCCAACGAUCCAUUGUCGAAAAGCAUGACCGAUACGCAUUUUACCACCCUUCAGCUGAGGCCGUGGCAUCUGCCUUGAUGGAUAUGCCUUACAAGAUUCUCAACACGAUUCUGUUUUCUCUAGUUCUCUACUUCAUGACCAACCUUCGCCGCGAAUCUGGUGCAUUUUUCUACUUCCUAUUCGUGUCAUUCCUUACGGUUCUAGUCAUAUCGGGCAUCUUCCGGUCCAUUGCUUCAGCGUCUCGGACUCUGUCGCAAGCCAUGGUGCCUGCAGCGCUCCUGAUCCUAGGUCUUAUGAUGUACACUGGAUUUGUCAUCCCAAUCGACUAUAUGCUCGGGUGGUCUAGAUGGAUGAACUAUAUCGACCCUGUCGCCUAUGCUUUUGAGAGUCUCAUGAUUAACGAGUUUGCCGGUCGUGACUUUCUCUGCACGGCUUUCGUCCCUAACUCGGACGUUUCUGGGUAUCAAAACAUUUCUACCGAAAACCGUGCAUGCUCUUCUGUCGGAAGCAAACCCGGAAAGGAUGCUGUGGCUGGAACGGACUACAUCAUAUCCGGAUUUCAAUAUUAUCCCUCACACAAGUGGCGCAAUGUAGGAAUCAUCAUCGGAUUCGUCAUCUUCUUCAACGCCUUGUACGUGGUGCUGACCGAGAUCGUCCGCGCCAAGAAAUCCAAAGGUGAAGUUCUUGUCUUCCGCCGCGGUUACAAGCCCGCCCAGUUCAAAGAGGGGAAAAGUGAUGCCGAGGCUGGCUUCCAGAUCUCAACAGGCGCAAGGGCAAUUGCCGCGCAGUCAGAUGGAGAGAAAACUUCGGAUGAUGACGGUGGCUUUAUCACUGAGACGGUCAACGUUUUUCAUUGGAGGAAUGUCUGCUAUGAUGUCAAGAUCAAGAGUGAAACUCGCCGUAUCCUCGAUCAUGUUGACGGAUGGGUCAAGCCAGGCACGCUCACGGCCCUGAUGGGAGUAUCUGGGGCAGGGAAGACCACCCUCCUCGACUGCCUGGCUGACCGAGCUGCGGUGGGCGUCAUCACCGGCCAGAUGCUUGUCAAUGGAAAGCCACGUGAUGCUUCAUUCCAGCGGAAGACGGGGUAUGUGCAGCAACAAGAUCUACAUCUCGAAACAACAACCGUGCGGGAAGCCCUCAACUUCAGCGCCCUCCUACGUCAACCAGCGCACAUCCCGCGACAAGAAAAGCUCGCGUACGUGGACAAGGUAAUCGCCCUGCUCGAUAUGGAAGAGUACGCCGACGCUGUGGUUGGAGUGCCCGGUGUGGGCUUGAACGUGGAACAGCGAAAGAGAUUGACUAUUGGGGUGGAACUGGCUGCUAAGCCUCCCCUGUUGGUUUUCGUUGAUGAACCUACAUCUGGCCUCGACAGUCAGACGUCCUGGGCUAUCCUUGACCUUCUGGAAAAGCUCACCAAGAGCGGGCAGGCCGUCCUAUGCACCAUUCACCAGCCGUCCGCAAUGCUAUUUCAGCGAUUUGACCGAUUGCUUCUCCUGGCUAAAGGAGGGAAAACAGUUUACUUCGGAGACGUCGGCAAGAAUUCCGAGGUCAUGACAGCAUACUUUGAACGUCAUGGUGCCCCCGCCUGCCCUCCUGAUGCCAACCCUGCUGAAUGGAUGCUUGAAGCGAUCGGCGCAGCCCCUGGUUCCACUAGCGAGAUUGACUGGCAUACGACCUGGCUAGAGAGCUCUGAACAUGAGGCUGUUCUGGCCGAACUACGUCGCCUCGAAGAAGGCCUAACACUCGUACGGACCCAGACCCAGGACAAGGCCAGCUUUGACUCUGAAUUCGCCGCUCCCUUCUUUGAACAGCUCCGGGAAGUCACACAUCGAGUAUUCCAGCAGUACUGGCGUACGCCGUCCUACAUCUACUCCAAAGCUGCUCUUUGCAUCCUCAUCUCAGCCUUCAUCGGAUUCUCCUUUUUCAAUGCUCCAAAUACUCUACAGGGCUUACAGAACCAGACGUUUGCCGUUUUCAACCUCCUGACAAUCUUCGGUCAACUUGUACAGCAGACAAUGCCUUACUUCGUCGUCCAGCGUUCCCUAUACGAGGUUCGCGAGCGCCCGUCCAAGGUGUACUCAUGGAAGGUCUUCAUAUGCGGCCAAAUUAUCGUCGAAAUUCCCUGGAAUACCCUCAUGGCAGUCUUCAUGUUUGUCUACUUCUACUACCCGAUCGGGCUAGAUACAAACGCAGAGCCAUCAGAUCAGGUCACUGAGAGAGGUGCCCUGAUGUUCCUCCUCCUGUGGGCCUUCCUUAUGUUUACCUGCACCUUCACGGAUCUUAUCAUCGCUGGUUUCAACACUGCCGAGGCUGGCGCUAACGUCGCGAAUUUGCUCUUCAUGAUAUGUCUGAUGUUCUGUGGUAUUCUGGCGAACCCUGACUCUCUUCCCCGCUUCUGGAUCUUCAUGUAUCGGGUCUCGCCAUUCACCUAUAUGACAACAGCGAUGAUGUCUGUCGCCGUUGCGAACACCAACGUGGUGUGCGCCGACAACGAGCUUGUCAGGUUUGCACCCCGGACAGGCCAAACCUGCGGGGAGUAUCUAGACGAGUACAUCCGGAAGGCGGGCGGGUAUCUUCAAAACCCUGACGCAACUGAUACAUGUGCAUUCUGCACUGUCGGGGACACGAACAAAUAUCUCGCAGGCUCCAGGACUUUUUACAGCGAAAGAUGGAGAAACUUUGGUAUCUUUUUGGUAUACAUUGUCUUUAAUAUGGCGGGCGCUGUUUUCAUAUAUUGGUUAACUAGGGUGCCCAAGAAAGGUCUUGGUAAGAAGCGGCAAUAA